AUGGCACAACCCUCAAGAACACGUCCCCCUCAACAAAUAACGAGGAAUGUCUACGACCACCUCUUUCACAGCGGGUCGAGCCUCUCCAAGCUAAGAGAUGCGAUCGCAGCAGGCCGCCUCCUCCAAUCUUCAGAUGGUGGUAUCGGUGUACCAGGCAGAAGUCUAGCAUGGAAGCUGUUCCUCUUGAAGAAUGUGCCGCUGGAACCUCCGCCACACGAAAUGCCGGUACCGCCGCUCGACGCUUUACGCGCCCACCGAAAGCAGUAUUCCGAGCUGCUGCUGGAGAAGAUGCGUGCACCAGAUGGAUCUUACGAUGAGACCUUCGUUGUACCAGGACUUACCAUUCCGAGGAGGAACACCAAGCCGCCAACGGACUUGGAGACUAACAAUCCUCUCAGUUUGCAUGAUGAGAACCCUUGGAGGGAAUGGUUUGCAGCUGUAGAUCUCAGGAAGACUAUCCAGCAGGACGUUGAGCGCACCUUCCCUGACAUAGGCUACUUUCGUGACGAGGAUGUGCAGCAACAGCUCACCAAUAUCCUGUUCCUGUACGCUGUCAUGCACCCCGAUAUCGAAUACCGGCAAGGCAUGCAUGAGCUACUUGCGCCCGUAUACUAUGCUGUAGAUUAUGACUCUACUGUCGAUGAUGCUACAUCACCAUCGCAUGAAUCCGUCUUUCGGGAGGUUUGCUCGCGGGCGUGGAUCGCAGCUGAUUCGUGGGCACUUUUCUGCGCCAUCAUGGAUGGCAUCUCUCAGUGGUACGAGUGGCGCGAACCGUCAUCCGUAGAAACGUCCUCCGCGCGUGGUCAAGUGAACUUUAAGCCAUAUGUAUCGCCGAUUACUGUGGCUUCCAACCACAUUCAAAAUAGUCUUCUAAAAUCUGUGGAUCCCAUUCUUUACGGUGCGUUGCAGAGCUCAGGCAUCGAGCCUCAGAUCUAUGGUUUACGAUGGCUUCGCCUGUUGUUCACGCGUGAAAUUUCUAUGGACGACGCGAUGAUUUUAUGGGAUGGGCUGUUUGCGAGCCCAAUUGCAAUUUCUGAGCUCGCUCAGUGGAUAUGCGUAGCUAUGCUUAUUCGGAUACGAACCAAACUAAUCUCAUCGGACUAUAGUAUGCAACUAACGUACCUAUUGCGAUACCCUCCGUGUUCUCAGGUUGAAGAUGGAGCUCCGCAUCACGCAAUCCUAUUACUUCGCCAAGCGUCGUUGCUGGAAAUUUCCCGUACACCCUCCUCGGGCGCGAUUGUGAUGACUGAAAACCGCAACCUCCUAAAUAUACCCCUCGAAGUACCGGAUCCACCUGUCCAAAUGAGGCGGAGGACUCGUCCUCCAGGUCAUCAGAUGUCCUCAUCAGAUUUCCAUGGAACCUCCAGUGGACAAGGAGAGCAUAUGCGUCAAUCGCCCUCAUUCCAGAUGGGACUACCAGAAUUAAUUGCUCGAGGGCUCAUGGAUCGCGGCGAGAGCCUCGGGAUCAACAAGACCGUAAUGAAUGCCGUAUCUGAGCUAAGACGUAAUCUCCCCGAAUUAGCUGCAUCUCUGGUUCGCACGCCGUCUAUGGCAUCGGCGCCGUAUGCAGCAUAUCCAUUGCUGGACGAACAUGUGACAGAUGACAGACAUGUUUCGGAGCACGAAAGCCGCGUGGAAGCAGAACGUGCUGCAACAGAGCUGAGAGGGCAGAAUAAACGCCUCGGCGAAUCAAUUACUUGGAUACUGAGCGUUCUGCAGUCCAAGGAAUCAGCGGAAGCCACAAAUAAGGAUUCUGAGCGGAUUUCGAUGCAGCAAAAGGAAGCUCUCGGGUCACUGACUUAUAUACGGGACAUCCUAGGCGGUGAGGUCAAGGAGAUCGACGAGCGCCGUCUAUGGGGGGUGGAAGAAUACAAUAGGCGUUUGGAAGGUCAGAGCGAGCAGGAGUCUAGGGAGCCGUCUGCCUCUCAACCAAGACAACGGUCGAUGACGACCUCUCCUAUCCUCAGUGUUACACCAAAUACAAACGAGCACCCACCGCCACCAGUGCAGCGGGAAGUUCGACAUUUUUCUCCAAACACACCCGCGGUCGGGAUUCUUCGGACAACGACAUCCGCUCCUUUGAACUCUUCUUCGAUGGCCUUGAGGAUUUCUACGGCACCGUUGAUUCAUAAUCGCUCUCAGUCAUCGACUGCGUUGUUCCCCACCAAGCCGAUUACGAUGCAACGGACACCCCUUCGCUUAUCAUCCAACAAUCCUUUCCAACGCACGCCUGAGACAGGCGGGAUCCCGCCUGCGGCAGUCGCAAGCGAUCAAACUCCGAAGGUCCGAAGUGAAGUGCAGCAUGAUCCGCUGGGAGUUCUCAAGUAG
Molecule: messenger RNA, 2328 nt
Organism: Suillus paluster
Lineage: Eukaryota; Fungi; Basidiomycota; Agaricomycetes; Boletales; Suillaceae
Product: rab-GTPase-TBC domain-containing protein
Exons: 9
Coding region: 1-2328 (775 amino acids)
Biological process (GO): activation of GTPase activity
Molecular function (GO): GTPase activator activity
Source: RefSeq, a predicted model, not a curated record